This is a messenger RNA of Cydia fagiglandana, 1878 nucleotides long. RefSeq names its product poly(A) RNA polymerase, mitochondrial-like. The record is from RefSeq and is a predicted model, not a curated record. NCBI's taxonomy places the organism in Eukaryota, Metazoa, Arthropoda, Insecta, Lepidoptera, Tortricidae. The transcript is spliced from 8 exons. The coding region runs from base 59 to 1852 and encodes 597 amino acids. Gene Ontology annotation, molecular function: poly(A) RNA polymerase activity.
CAACUAAGGUUCGGAACGAUCUUAGUUCAAAUGGCCAAUUAGAUUUUUUUUCCCAAAAAUGUCUGUGUUAUUUCAAACAGUUAUAAAUACAGGAAGACUGUGUUCAUACAGAAAUUUUAAAAAAUCUGUGUCCUCGUGCAGAUGUUUAGCCAUAAGAAAACUCUCAGAUGUUCCGCGAAAGUUUAUUAACUUUGAGGAGGUCGUGGCGUCCCGGCGAGCAGAGGCACGGCGUAGUAUAGUAGUGCAAGUCAACUCAGAGUCAUCCUUUAGUGAACUACACACCUACUGUUCGAAAUACGCAGAUGUCAAGGGAAUUCAUCACUAUCGGAACUCAAGUGGAGAGCACUUUAUGCUUAUUGAAUUUAGCACAGAAGAUAAUCUCAAAGAUGUAUUACGGAGUUGUAGCUCACACCAAAAAGACAUUGAUGUCAUGUCCCUUCGGUCCCCAUUCCUCUGGUUCCGUGCUGCUCCCGGGAAAAGGGAGAAGACUGAGCCAUGUCUUAGUUCUCUUAAUACAAAGGAUGGGAGCUCGGACCUUGGCGAAGACAUUUUGUUUCAAGAGUUGAUGAGUGCCCAAACAGUGUCUGAUCAGAUACAGCUUUUGUAUGAUAGGACUAUUUUGAAUGAUCUUGGUGUUCGGUUACGAUUUAUAGUAGCCAGAGAGCUAGAAGUGAUGUUAGAGAGCUUGUAUGCGAAUAUUGAGGUUCAUCCCUUUGGGUCUUCAGUGAAUGGGUUCGGCCGGAUGGGUUGUGACCUGGACCUAGUACUUACUAAUACACUUACUAAUGAUAUGAUGGAUCCAUCGAAGCGUCUAGUAUACCAAGAGAAGCGCAGCGAGUCCCGACCAGCACGGCAGCUGGAGUUGUUGGCAGAGUUGCUGGACAUGCGCGCAGUCGGCGUGGCGCGCGUGCAGCGCAUCCUGCACGCGCGCGUGCCCAUCGUCAAGUUCGCGCACCACAUCACCGACGUGGACUGCGACCUGUGCUACAGCAACAUGUCCGGGGUAUACAUGUCUGAACUCCUGCACCUGCUCGGCUCCCUGGACCCCCGCGUGAGGCCGCUGACUCUAGCGGUCCGCCGCUGGGCCGCGGCAGCCCAGCUGACGGCGACAGCACCUGGGCGCUGGAUCACCAACUUCCCGCUGACGCUGCUCGUGCUGCACUUCCUGCAGCAGGCCAAGGUGCUGCCGAGCGUCAAGCUCCUCGUCAGCAAGGCUGAAAAAGAAGACAUCCGAAUAGCAGAAGACAACCUCAACUGCACGUUCCUCCGCGACGCGAACAAGCUGCCACCCACCAGCUACUCCCAAAACGACUCCUCGCUCGAGAUACUCCUACUGCAGUUCUUCGAGUUCUACGCGCAGUUCGACUUUGCUGACAAAGCCAUCUCGUUAAACGAGGGUGCUGCCGUGAGAAAACCAAAUGCGCUGCCGCUGUACAUCGUCAAUCCUUUGGAACAGGCGUUGAACGUCAGCAGAAACGUUAGCUACGAGGAAUGCGAACGUCUGAAAAUGGAAGUCCGCAACGCCGCGUGGCAGCUCGAAGCAGGCCUCGAAGGGGACAAAACGGACGACUGGGGCCUACUAGGCCUCAUCGAGAAGAAGUCCACUAGAGGCCUAAAGAAACUGCUCAGAGUUGGCAACUCUCAAAGACUGGUUUCCGUUAAAGAUUUGUUCACUAGUGAAGAAGAUAAUCAGCCGGUUAAUAAUGAUAUUAAAGAUAAGUUGGAUAGACUGGCAAAGAAGGAGAGGAAUGAGAGGAAUUUAAGGAAUGAGAAGGAUAAAAGUAAAGUGAAGAUUAAGAAUAGUCAGGUCGCCAGCGAAGUGUAUAGGAUACGGCGGGACAAGUUGUUAUGAGAGUUUGAUGAGUAGUGUUAUAGAGA